Molecule: messenger RNA, 8889 nt
Organism: Acanthoscelides obtectus
Lineage: Eukaryota; Metazoa; Arthropoda; Insecta; Coleoptera; Chrysomelidae
Source: the annotation of a GenBank genome assembly
AUCAGGAGACCGAAGAGUCUACUACUGCGGCCACCGCUGCUGCCUGAAUGUAGUUCUAUCAAAAUUCUAUACUUGAAUUGAAGAGUUGUUCAAUAUAAUGGAAAGUAAAACAAGGUUGGCACCUGGCAAAAAUUAGAACAAGUUCUACUUUCGUGAAGAAAUCCACGAAGAACUGCACGGAUUUAUUAAAAUUAAUUAUAAUUAAAAAACGUAUUUAUCUGGAAUUUCAAAAUUUAUCAAGAAUGCUUAUACGCCAAAAAUUAUUUCUUAAGUUCAACUAUCAACAAAAAGUGUGCAGACAUAAAGAACUACAGUGCUGUCAUUUUCUGAAUGCAGUCAUUAGGUUUCAUUGAAGCAUAGAUCUUCAAGAAUGCGUGUUCUAAAUAUUUAUCCUUGGACUUGAAGACGCGUCAAAAUAAUAAUAAGAGGUAUUUUAUUAAGUGAACUAUAAAAUGGUAACAUAAUCCAGCAAGGAUUACCAACUGUUAAUAUAUUUUACGACCAGUCUCAUUAGCCUAUUUCAAUAUUUGAAAAAUGCUAAAUAGUUUCAAUGCUAAAGGCCAUAAUAUGAGCAUAAUAGUAACUGAUAUCCAAUAAAAAUUAUGUAUCAUUACAGAAAGAAAAAAGCGCGCAUUUUACGGUUACGCCAUUUUUUCGUAAUUCCGAUAAUUUGUUUACAUUCUAUUAAUCAAUGAGAAAACCACCAGUCAUAUAACUAGAAUGCACUACUUUUUAAAUGGAUUAAAAGACAUUGAACUGGCGACGUGUGACGUGAAAAAAAUAUAUGGGUUAUGGAUAAAAAAGGUGUACCUGGCGACGUAGUCGUAUUGUUUCAAGCGCAAAUCAAUAAGGAUGAUGAAUACACACAUUAUACGAUAUUACAUAUCAGGGGACUGAUAAGGUUGGGUAACAGAUAUGUGUUAACAUUAAAAAAUGUCUGUGCUACCUCAACAACGACUUAUAAACAUAGUCUGACAACUGAGAUAUCUCUAUUUAUUCAAUAUUUUCUACUAUGGCAAGCAUAAACAAUAUACUGGCGUAUAUCGGGUGUCCCACAUACAUCUGCAGCGAGUUAUUACUCAAAAAGUUGACGUAAGACAGUCAUGAAACAUUUUGGGUUCAUAGUACCAUGGGUGCAACUCGGCUAAAAUAUAUUCAAAGUGGUGGCUCUGCCAGUUGAAUCAAAAGUAGAUAUCAUGCUUAUUUUAAAUAGAACACCCUGUGUAUGAUAAAGUUUCAGUUGCAUUCUACGUGAAAUUCUAAACACAUUCCAUUUUUGACAUAUCUCGAAUUUUGGGAAAAAAUGAAAAAUGCUGGCCAAUGAAUUAUAACAAUUUUCCCCGUAUUUUUGCCUUUGCCAUAUGAUUUGUGCAGAACAAAUAGUACAGGGUGGACAAAAAAAGAGAUUUUAGAAAACUCUAAAGAGUCAAUUUUCCAACUGGAUACUCCCUUUUCCAUGACUUCGUAUUAAGCAUUGAAAAUAAGGUUAAUUUUGUAUAAGGUUAUCUACUAGGCAAAUUGACAGUUUUCGAGAUAUAUGGUUUGGUUUAUAUAGAGUAAUACAUAUAUCGCUGACAUGGUAAUGUGUACGAGAGAGAAGCGUGCAAUACAUAUGUUAGAAAGAGACAGAAGUACCAUGUUCCCUAGCAACCGAGUAACGAGGCCACGGACGCAGCUGCGACUUGUCUCGAGGCCAUCGGUGCACUUUUUCUAACAUACGUAUUGCACCCUACUCGCGCUCCUCUCUCUCUGUAUAUUGCUUAAAUGCUUUUACCAUAACAUAAUCUCAAUUGGCCAUGGCGGAAAUCUGGUGAACUACUAAAGAUAUAAAGUUAUCGCCACGUCAUGGUCAACUGAGAUUAUCUUAUGGUAAAAGACGUAUGGAGCAUUUUCGCAAGUUAAAAAACAAGAUUUACAAUUAUCUCAGAAACUGCUAUUUUGCGAAGGAGGCAACAUUAUACAGAAUUAAUUUUCAAUGCUUAAUACGAUGGAAUAUAAAAUAUAUGGUUUUCAUUUGAACUUGGGUUUUCUACAAUCUAAUUGUCCUUCUCUUUUUUUGAUCACCCUGUACUAUUUUGUUAUCCAAAUUAGGAAUAAACUCUACUAAAGCAGGUGUCAUACUAUAAGAAGCCGUUACAAAUGAUCUGGCAAAGGUACCAGCAAAAAAUGUUAUAAUCUAUUGCCCUGCAUUUGUCAUUGUUACAUAAAUUGAAUGUAUUUAGAAUCCCGCGUAGAAUCCAAUAAUUGAAUAAUAUAUAGGGCGGUCUAAAAUAAGCAAAGUAUCUAGUUCUUUUUAAGGUUUUUGGUGAUUUAAUCACAAUGCCAUUCGAAAUAAGUGAACAGAUUGACUGAUGGUACCAUAUGUGUAGCUUGAAGUCGUCAAGGGAAACUGCACAUUGAGCAAGCUGUUACUCGCUCUGGCAUAUACACAUGAGAUUGGGUAAUAGAGGACUGUUGUAUUCAAUCGCUUUUCGAAAAUAAUUGUAAUAAAAACUGUCGACAUUCUAGUUGAAUCUUUAAAAAAGCACUAGUAUAUUUUAUAUCAAAGUCACAUGCCCAUGACGAGCAAUUUGUCAUACCGACACCGACCAGCAUAAAUGUCGAAGACUAAUACCUUGACCAGAAAAUGUUUAUGGCUGUAAAAAAAACUAAUAAACUUAUGUCUUUUACACAAACAAACGUCCGCACAUAGAGGCCGAUUGCAUAUGUGUGUAUGUAAGACAGAUUAAUAUAUGUACAACUAGUGGAGGGGAGGCAAAGCCUAGCAACUAAACCACAUUUAAACCGUUUUUCCGACCCCGUAGUGCCUACAAACACUGCACUACUCCAUGAGCCAUCUACUGGUAACUGAUAUAAUAAACCAACUCCAGCGAUGACAUGUUCCUAUCGUUAAUAUUGCACCCACGUGAGUGAUAGAAAUACACAACACAAAUCCAUGGCUCCAAAGCGAAUAUCCGAGGUGCAGAUGAUUCGAACUCGCGAGCUCAGUGUUGGUAGCUCGACGCGCUAACCACAUAGGGCUGACGAGACUCCCUGGACAUACGAAAAUGAUACCUCUAGUUCUGCUGUGCCCCGCUAAAAACCUACACUUCCGGUACAACCUUCUAAUGCGGACUUGUCAAGUCACUCUGAGAUCCUUACAAGCUACCGAGUUUUUGUCCAAAUAAUAAAGUGCGCAGUUUUGUAGAAAAAUAAAGGGCUAAAUUAUUCCCAAAUCCUAUCCCACAUUCCCCAUAAUCAUUUUACGUUUGCCUAAAUAGAAAAAAUGGAUUCUGUUGUACCCGAGUUCGAAGAGCUAAUGUUGUGCGGCUAUUGCAAACAGAAAUUCAACGAUACCGACCAAAGCCCGAAGCUGCUGACGUGCAAGCACUACUUCUGCUUGCAAUGCAUGCGCACUACCAUGAUCAAAGGACAGGACCUUUUUUGCAUACAUUGCUGGAAGCGCACCGAAAUAGGCGAUAUGGGUCCCGAAUCGCUGCCGACCUACACCCCGGUACUCUGCCUAACGAAGAACUUCUCGCAACUAACCAUAGGCACUAACGGGGGAGGCAAACCCCCUGACAAACCGCCCGGGGGGCAACCGGGAGGGGGCGGUAAUGCACCAACCGCCCCCUCCUCUAACCAGCCGCCCCCCGGCGGGGGCAAAGUGCCCAACGAGAACUGCCACACGCACGCGAUGCCAUUGGCGCUGUGGUGCCACUCGUGUUGCGCGCCGGUGUGUCGCGCAUGCGCAACGACUGCGGACCACGCGCACCAUCAGGUGAAGAGUCAGAACGACGCUAAGGAACAGCUGGUUAACGAACUACAGAUCGAUUUAGCAUCGAUGAACAAAAUGCUAGGCGAAAUCCAAAGACUGGCGAUGCAGCAGCGCGAAUUCCUGCUAAAGAUCUUAGAGGCGUGCGUCACGUUGAAGACGCACGUCGAAGCCGAUUUGACGAACAACGCGGCGCAUUUCGAACUGACCGAUACGCGAGACAUCUUGGCCAAGCUCAGGCUCAACCUGUCGAUGGCAGAGAAUCUACCUGAUGUCCAUCAGCUGUACUCCGGCGUUAAUAUGGAGAAACAGCGCCUGCAACUCCGCUACCAAGAAAUGUACCUGCAAUGCCAGCUGGACGACCUGAUCCGCAACUCGUCGGUCGUCUUCGACUUCCAGCUAUUGAAGCAGGCGCUGAGCAACAUCCAAAAUGGCGAGAUGGUCUUCCCGACCAAUUCGCGCGUGCUACCCGCGCAAGCGCAUCAGAACCCCAUCCUCUUCCUGGCCAACUACUGCAUGUCGCAGCUCUACUCCAGGCAUAUGCUCGCCAAGCAGAAUAUGAACGGCAGUCUUGACUACCAUAACCACAAUUCUGUAGCGCCACCUAUCGGAUAUAUGCCUCAUAGUCCACCGCAUCUAGUGAUCGCGACGCCAAAGAAUAUCUACCAGGACAACAAUCUGAUUAUGCCAACUGUCAUUCCGUCACCUCAAAUCCGCAACCCGACAAGCAUGUGCCCGCUGUAUUAUUUCAACAUCGACGUAAACGGUAUAGCACUGGGAAGGAUCGUUAUUGAAGUCAGGGCGGACGUGGCACCGAAGAUGGCGAAGAAUUUCGGUGUUUUGACCACCGGCGAAGCAGGAAUGGGUUACAAAGGUUGCCAGAUAUUCCAAUGUUGGGAAGGAGAAAGCGUGAUAACCGGCGAUUUUGAAUUGAACAACGGCCGCGGUGGGCGCUCCAUUUUCGAAGACUCCUACUUUCUGCCAGACGAUACGAAAUUGAUGGCUGUACGAGGCACAGUGGGCAUGCGCCGUACCCAAAAACGUCACGAUAACCUCGGUAUGGUGGGUUCCCAGUUCCGCAUCAUCCUGCAAGAAAUGCGGGGAUUCACGGGGAUAUUCGGACAUGUCGUCGAGGGUCUCGAGCUGGUUGAGAAGAUCAGCACGUAUGGGGACACAGCGGGGAAACCCACGAAGAAUAUAUUGAUAUCCAAAUGCGGGAAACUUUAAGGCUUCAGGUACGGGUUUUUGUUUUUAUGUAGUUUUAAUGGGUCGACUUUUUUAUCACUUGUAGUUGAAGCUCUUUGUUGUUAUGGUGAGCAAACACAGCAAAAUAUCGACACGGAGACAAAAUUCGGUAUUAUAGGAUAAUAGAGAAUUUCGAGACUAGCUGCCAAAAGAAUGGAGAAUUCCGGGAUUUUCAGGACUUAAGAUCAAAUUUAGUUUUGUUAUUGAAAUAGACUGCUAUGGAGUUGAUAUAAUUCCAUAUUAAUUUUUGACCUAUUCAGUUUAUGUAAAAACGGCAUUUCAUUUAUUAUAUAUAAUGUUUAUAAUAGGAAAUGAUCUUAGCUAUGCAUCAGCAAACUAGUAAGUAGAGGCCCCGCGAAAUAGGCGCGGACGAGAAUUUGAAUUUUGAACUUAAUUUAAAUUUAUUAGAGAAUUUAUGCUUAGGAAACUUUGAGUUUUUCCAAAAGUAGUUCUUGCCAACUAUUUAGUGAAUCCAGAUUAUAUCGCAUCUAGUUCAACCCAGACAGUAUAACUUUCACAUUCCGUUUUCUAUUGGAUGCAUGUUGGAUUAAGGUAGUAUUUCAAAUGAACGGGUACGGACGACGAGUUAGGUAAUUAAAAAAAAGUGAAAUAAUAAAGAGCUUCGCCUACAUUUUUAGCAUGUUUAGGACGUAGACAAUUUUUUUUAAUUAAUAUUCGAACUUGGCGUUAUUGUUAUUCUUUACAACCUUAGAUUGGUGAUAGGAUUUUAUUGAGGAUUAUACAAAACACUAGGUCUGAUGGUCAAUUUAAAUAUCUCAUCACGCUUAAUAGUGUCGUCAAUAGUGCUUCUGUCCAUUGUUGUACUUAUAUUAAGUACCAAAAUAGGUGUUGAUUGUUCCUAAUAAUUUUUUUUCUCGAACACUUUUGAUGUGAUGCUUGAAUUGACCUUAGAGAAAAGUUAUGUUAUUUUUCCACAAAAAAUGAAUAGAAAAUUGAAUUUUCUGACAAAAAAUUGGUGGUUAGUUAGCAUCACUAGUUUCUCGCAUCGGUGUUUAAAUCAAACGUAACUUUACAAAUCGAUGUUUUGUAUGUGUAGUUAUAAAUGUGUAUUCGAGCAUUGAAAAAACGAGAAAAAAGCUGUAAGAAAAACACACGUACUAGCUUAAAUAAAACUAUCGAAUUCCGAAAUAAUACUAUAUUUUCGUAUCCUAUCAAGUAUCGUGAAGAGAGCAAAAAAUAAUUAUAGAUAUUUUUUAUUGUUAUCGAUUUUUAGCUUGUCGUGAAAUAUCUAUGUAGCUUGUAAGUGUAUCUGUUAUGUUUGGGAGGGAUCUCGAGUGAAAAUGGUGUUAAAGGUUAGAAGAGUUUAAAAUCGGAUUCUAUUUAGAAAAGUCAGUAAUCGCGAUGAAAAGAAUUGAAUCGAACAUUUUAUAUUAUUUUCUUACUAAUCGGCUACAAUGCUUCCUUUUGCGUUUAGUUCCAAGUACCUCAACUUUAUACCUGUGCAAAAUGCACAAACAUCUAUGUGCUAAAAGUGCAUGUACUUUACAUACGAAUUUCUACACCUAAGCGAUAUUUACGAGUAGAAAUGAAACAACCAAAGUAUAAUUGUUUAUCAUAUUACAAACAUGUAAAGAAUUUUCGGAAAUUAUAUUUGUAAGUUUUGUCAAAUGGUUACUUUUUUGUUCAAUAUAUGAUAAAGUUUAUAUUAGAUAAGUACGUUUCGUAUUGUCGGGAAUAUUGAGAAACAUAACGAAUAAAAUGGCAACUGAAAUGUUAUUUUAGAAAAAAUAAAAAUUAUUUUUUAUUUUACAAUUUUUUAUUCAGUUUUACUAACAGUCCACAUUACUAACUUUUCAACAUGCUCAGAUCUGAGUGCCAAUCAAAUUAUAUUUUUGAGAAUGAAACGGAAAUGAAAAAUAUACUUUAUUUUUGGUAUGCUGACAAUGAAUUCAGAAGUUGGGAAGAAUACUUACUAAGCAUAUCAUUUAAUUACAAUUUAAAGUUUAUUUGUGCCUUACGGACUUUUAUAGACGUUAAUUUCCUAAAGCUUAAUAUACUUUUGUUAAAUGUAGUUUCAUCUAAAUCAAAAUAUAAAAGACCUUUCGGCUACCUAAUAGUUAAUCGAAGAAUCGCAAUGCUCUUACGUAAAAUCAAAUAAGACUCAUUCGCAGUUGAAUAUUAACCUGGCAAAACAUAAGACUGGAUAUUUUUAGUGCUAAUAGUCGAUUGGUCUGCUUUUCUAUUUUUUUCAAAUUUCCAAAGUACAAAAGUAGUGUAGACAUCGAAGUUCAACUUAUAGUCUAGUUCAAAGUCCGUGCAGCCUAAAAUGCAAAGUCCUAUAACGCGUAUAUUUUAUUAAAUCUUAGAAACGGCGAGGAAGAAAUUAUAUACUGUAUAAAAGGAUCACAUUUUCCAUAUAUCCAUAAAAACAUAUUUUUUUAUUGCGUGCGACAAUAAAAACAAGCUAUUGUAUCAUCAGAGAUUUUUUCUGUCGUGUAGGUUGUUAAUUUUUUUUAUCUUUGACAACUUGGGUCCAAAUGAUUUUUUCGUUUUUUUCUAAUCAAAAAAUAUUCAGGGAAGGAUUAGGUAAUAUAUCUGUGAAUAGGGGUCAUACAUGCCACUUUCUCCAGCAGUAAAAUGUCUUUAUUUAGUACGCUUCAAAUAGUACACUAGAUCUCAAAUGUGACAUAAUACUAAUAAUUUAUUUCAUUGUGAAUAGAACAGAAAAUUCUCUCUCUGACAUGUUCAACCCGUUGUACACUAAUUGUAGAAAAUAAAUAUUAUUGAAAUCUGGAUGUUAGUUGAAGCACAUAUCUUUUUCUGUACAUCUAAUGUUUAUGCUCGAAAUUAAACAGACUGGAAUGGCAAAUAUUUUUUAGACUCCUUAAGCUGCUGGAGAAUUUGACGAAUUUAUAGACCUCUAUAUAUCUCAAGAAGCUUCGUGGUAAUGUAACAUUGAAAGAGAUUAGGCUUAUAUACAUAUUUUGGGAACUUUGUGUAGUCAGUUUAAAGUAUCGUCCAUGGAUAAAUAACCUCUUGCUCUAUCGAUAUAUUUAUAUGUGUGCAAAAUAAAGUCGUAUUAGAAUAGAAUUGUAUCGUUGUAAAAACAAACAAAAAAAUAUAUGUAGCUUUAGCUAUGUAAGCGAUAAAUGUUGAAUACUUUAGAGAUCACAAAUAUAAUGGAGAUCUGGGCUAGUAUGUAAUAUUGUAUAGUAAUUUCAAACUUUCUCCUCCAUAGUAUCUUUGAUCUCGAUUUUAUGUGUAAACGGUCAUGACCAAAGACAUGUGUAAUGAUCUCUCAUCUAUUCGUACAAUAUGUAAUGAAAACGAACUAAAAAUCGCGAUGGCUUAACUUGUAAAUGUUACUUUGAAUCAAUCAGAAACGAAGCUUAAAAGAUUAAAAAGCGGAACAUUUCCAUAAUGUAAUUGUAACUAUAUAACCGAGUACAUACCAAAAAUGUUGCAGAAUUCCAUAAUAAUUUGACUCCAAACAUUAUAUUCUGAGUGUUUCUCUACGAUGAGAAAUUGGAAGACUUGCUGUCUAAUCGUAAUUUUUCGCGCCAAAUCUGUGACCUAAUAAGUUAUUCCGCGUCCCAUCAUUUGAAUUUUAGCUUUCCGUCAGACGUAAAAAAAACCACUGUGUCCUGACGUUGACAGUUUGACGUGGAAUGGUCAAGGUAAAAAAAUGGAUGUAAUCCAUUUCAGAUAUUAAAAAUGCAAUUUCAUUAUGAUUGAUGGUAGUUUUUUCUAGUGUCGAUUGAAGAAUGUAUGAAAAAAAUUGGUCAUGACUGUAAAUUGUAUUCCCUUCCUCCAAUUGCGAAACUCAAUGUAGCAGCCAGUGUUUGUGCCUUGUUACCCGACUAAUAUUUGUGAUAACUGAGUACCUACCACCUCACGUUAGAUUUCAAAUAAACGACUUUCCGCAUCUG